Molecule: messenger RNA, 2469 nt
Organism: Myxozyma melibiosi
Lineage: Eukaryota; Fungi; Ascomycota; Lipomycetes; Lipomycetales; Lipomycetaceae
Exons: 3
Coding region: 1-2469 (822 amino acids)
Biological process (GO): polyphosphate metabolic process; vacuolar transport; vacuole fusion, non-autophagic
Cellular component (GO): vacuolar transporter chaperone complex; fungal-type vacuole membrane
Source: RefSeq, a predicted model, not a curated record
AUGCGUUACGGCUACGUUCUAGCUCAGUACUCUGUUCCAGAAUGGAAGGCCUUCGCCGUUGAUUACGACGAGUUCAAAAGUCUUAUCAAAAACACAGUCGUGCCUGGCUCUGGCUCUUCUGGUGAAGAAGUCAUCUUUUCUGCCCUGAACGAGCAGAUCGAACGUGUAAACAUCUUCGUCCGAUCCAAAGCCGGCGAGCUCGAGCGUCGCAUCCGCAACUGCAACAAAGCUAUCGAAGACAUCUCAAAACAGGAUGCUACUCGGACAUACCCCGUCUCAAACGCGCAGCGUCAGCGACCAAUCCUCAAGAUUGAAUAUGAGAUGGAUUCAAUCUAUCGAGAACUUCAGCAUCUUGCUCGCUUCGUCAGCGCUCAUAAAAUAGGUAUCUCAUCCUCCAAUCACCUUAUCUACAUUCCUCCACUGACAUCACCUCCAGCUUUCCGCAAACUCGUCAAGGCCUUCAACAAACGCUCAAACACCUCCUCCCUCUCAUCCCGCUUCACAGCCCUCAUCGAAAACCCAAAGUCAUUCGCCAAGCGGGAUUUCGCACCCCUCAUCGUCGAGCUUUCCUUCCUCUACGACUCCAUCCGUCGCUACUUUCAGUCUUCGCUUCGUUUCUUUACUCAGUCGCACACUGCCAUGGCCGAUCUCGAUUUCGAGACCUCAAGCUUUUCGGCUCCCAACUCUGCCUCUUUCUGGGUACACGAGGAUAACGUCGUCGAACUAGAGAUCUAUCUGCUCAAAUAUCUCUCAAUCAUGCCCAACGAGUCUAUCUUCCGCAGAAAUCUGUUAAACUCCAACGAAUACGGCGUGCAGUCCGAUACCAGAAUAGUCUUCCUCAACUCUGCAAACGCUCUCGAGAACAUCAACUCUCCAAAGAAGUUCCAUGACGAACUUUCAAAGAUAGUGGCCGACGUCGACGCCGAUGGCAACGAAGCUGUCCUUUGCACCCCGGGCGGAGCAACUUUGACCGGCAAGAGGAAAUACAUCGAAAGCAUAGUCAACUCGUCUGCUAGUCCUCAAGAAAUGCAGCAGCUCGACAGUAUCGGAAAAUCGGUCGUUGCUUGGGUCAAGAAAAACUAUGCGAAACCCUCGGUUGUCGUCGGUGCCAAUCGUAUCCGCUACGAACAAAUAGGAACAAACGGCACCACCGUUUGGGCUUCUCUUGACAACGACGUCAAAUACCGCAGAGUCGAGUCCGCGACCGGUUGGACAGACCUGGGCACUUCUCGAGACUUCUCUUCGUUCCCUUACUCUGUUCUCGAGCUCAGAUGGCAGGGCCCUGAGCCUAAGUGGAUCCACGACCUGAAAGCCUCGCAUAUGGUUUACGAAGUUCCCGGUUUCAAUUACUUUUCACACGCUACAAGCGCGCUCGGUCUCUCCGACCAGCAGCCUUCAUGGCUCCGCCUCGUCUAUGAGGACAUCCACAAAGUUCCAAAGCAGAAAGUCGUCCGUCCGCGCCUGAACGGCCGGAACUCGUCCUCCAAGACUGCGACUCUCACUCAAGCCUCCUCGUCUUCUUCAUCAUCAUCUGGUACUACUGUGGAGGGUAACAGCAGCGUCGAGACUCCUCUUGAGAACAUGCCGGUCACUGUCGCAAACGCUGCCUCUGCUGGUUUCCGUCGCAGCUCCGUCUCUCGUGCCAGCCAGCGGGCUAGCUCCAUCAUCUCCUCUAUCUUCUCUACCCGUCCAUCCUCUCCUCCGCCUUUCCCUAAACGCAACGGUCCGCCACCUGAUGUGGCCGAAAUCGCCCGUCUAGGUCGUGGGCGUCGCGGUCGUCGCGGAGGCAAGGCCACUCCUAAUCGUCCUCUGCAGAUCGUCCACCCUGAGAACGACCAGAACCGUUACUGGAAUGAGUUUGAUCAUCCCGAGGAUGACGAGUCUACUUUCUUCAUCGAUGUUGACAACUCCACUAGUGACUCUGGCACCUUGAACAAACUCUCUGAUUGGUCCAACAGUAUCUGGAGCCGUGUGUCCCAGAAAGUGCACUCCAUCAGCGACAUGGUUGACGUUUCUCCAUCGCGUCGCGCUGCUCAGGACGCGGAGCGUGAGGGUUUGUUGCAGAACAAUGAUCAUGAUCUCGACAAUGCCGCGGCCCUUAGCUUGAACCGUCCUGGCAAUGAUGUCGAGUCUGGAAAUCGGCCAAUGUCGAGACUCGGAUUCCAAGAUGCCGAGUCGUUCGACCGUGCGCUUACUAUGUUUUAUGCGGUUUCCUUCAGCAUUUCGCUCGUCCUGGUUGGAAUCCUCGACGGAAUCAUCUUUGGUGGGCAGCAUUCUGCGGCACCUGUCUAUGUGUCUCUGCUGGCAUCUAUUGGCUUGGUCUUUGCAGAGAUGAUUGCGCUUUCCGGUGUAACCGCGUUCCUGUGGCGGCGCAAUGUUCCCGGAGCGUUGCAUCAAAUUUUGGUCUUCCUCGCGAUGCUCACGAUCGUUUGUGGUGGGGUUGGUGGCGUUCUUGUUAUCCUGUUUUGA